CCAUCGAGGACAACACAGACCUUUGCUAUCACUUCACGAUUUACACACAACCAUAAUGAGCACCAAGACUAUUCAAUUGAAGGCCUAUCAGGACCAGAAGCCUGGAACUUCUGGACUUCGCAAGAAGGUCAAGGUGUUCCAGCAAGAGAAUUACAGCGAAGCUUUCGUCGCCAGCAUCCUACUCUCGAUUCCAGAGGGAGUUGAGGGAAGCACACUGGUCAUCGGUGGAGACGGGCGAUAUUGGAACCCAGAAGUUACUCAGCUGAUUGCAAAGAUUGGCGCCGCGUACGGUGUCAAGAAGCUUAUCAUUGGCCAAAAUGGUAUCAUGAGCACUCCCGCCGCCAGCCAUCUCAUCAGAAUCCGCAAAGCGACUGGCGGAAUCCUUCUGACUGCUAGUCACAAUCCUGGAGGUCCCACCGAAGAUUUCGGUAUCAAAUACAACCUCGCCAAUGGUGCCCCGGCACCAGAAAGUGUCACCAACCAGAUCUACGAAACUUCCAAGACGCUAUCCUCGUACAAGAUUGCCGAAAUCCCAGAUAUCGACCUGACUUCGAUCGGCUCGAAUACCUAUGGCUCCCUCGAAGUUGAGAUUGUACACUCCACCAAAGACUACCUGGAAAUGUUGAAGGAUAUCUUCGACUUUGAUCUCAUCAAGGCGUUUUUGAAAGAGCACUCAGAUUUUAAGAUCCUUUUUGACGGUCUGAGUGGUGUAACAGGAUCAUAUGGUGUGGACAUCUUCGAGAAGGAACUUGGUCAACCAGGCAGUACACAGAAUUGUGUGCCCAAGCCAGACUUUGGUGGUCAUCACCCAGAUCCAAAUCUUGUUUACGCAAAGUCUCUAGUAGACGCUGUGAACAAGAAUGGUGUGCAUUUCGGUGCUGCUAGUGACGGUGAUGGUGACCGCAACAUGAUCUAUGGAGCAAACACAUUCGUCUCACCUGGCGACAGUCUUGCCAUCAUCGCUCACCAUGCCAAGCUCAUACCAUACUUCAAAAAACAGGGUGUAUAUGGUCUAGCUAGGAGUAUGCCAACGUCAGGCGCUAUUGACUUGGUUGCCAAGAAGCAGGGUCUUCAGAGCUACGAAGUGCCCACUGGAUGGAAAUUUUUCUGUGGUCUUUUCGAUUCCAACAAAAUGAACAUCUGCGGCGAGGAGAGUUUUGGUACAGGUAGUAACCACAUUCGAGAGAAAGACGGACUUUGGGCUGUUGUCGCUUGGCUAAAUAUUAUUGCCGGCGUCGGGCAGCAGACGGGCACCACGCCUAGCAUCGCAUCAAUUCAGAUGGAUUUCUGGAAGACUUAUGGCCGUACGUUUUUUACACGGUACGAUUAUGAAGGAUGCGAGUCCGAUGGGGCGAACAAAGUGGUCGCCCACAUGAAGGAGCUCAUAACCACAAAGAAGGGCGAGUUCGUCGGCUCGACCAUCGCCGGGCGCAAGGUACUUGAGGCGGAUGAUUUUUCCUACACCGACCUCGAUGGCAGUGUGAGUAAGAAUCAAGGCAUUUACGUCAAAUUCGACGACGGCAGCCGCAUUGUGGUCCGUCUCUCAGGUACAGGUAGCAGUGGUGCAACCAUCCGUCUUUACAUCGAGAAACAUGAGACGAACGAAGCGACGUACGAGUUAGACGCUCAAGAAUAUCUCAAGGAUAACGUCAAGCUAUCGACAGACCUACUCAAGCUCCAGGAGUUCAUUGGCCGUACUGAACCUGAUGUCAAGACCUAGAGGUUACGUCUAGAAUCGUGUUCUCGAGUGCUAGCGUGUUUCUACCGUUUUUGCACUUUAGCGGGGACAAAGGCUGAUAGACAUCUUAUGAUAUUACGAUAUGUAAUUAGUCCUUUACAAAAACUAUAAUAGGAAGAAAUAUUCCCUUCGUUCUUCGAUACGUUCGUAGGGUUGAAUAAUGCCUACAAACCCCUAUAUCAAUUGAUCCCUUAUGGGCCAUAAAAGUUCAUAAAGAAAGACUUAUAUACACAUUUAUUUUUAUUACUAUAUCCUGUAAUAUAGUCACGUCGUACAUGUUGUCCACC
Pseudovirgaria hyperparasitica is the source of this 2025-nucleotide messenger RNA. RefSeq names its product phosphoglucomutase-like protein. Gene Ontology annotation, biological process: carbohydrate metabolic process. The coding region runs from base 56 to 1720 and encodes 554 amino acids. The transcript has 3 exons. Gene Ontology annotation, cellular component: cytosol. NCBI's taxonomy places the organism in Eukaryota, Fungi, Ascomycota, Dothideomycetes, Acrospermales, Acrospermaceae. The record is from RefSeq and is a predicted model, not a curated record. Gene Ontology annotation, molecular function: magnesium ion binding; phosphoglucomutase activity.